Molecule: messenger RNA, 1338 nt
Organism: Physella acuta
Lineage: Eukaryota; Metazoa; Mollusca; Gastropoda; Physidae
Product: DNA-binding protein RFX6-like
Biological process (GO): regulation of transcription by RNA polymerase II
Molecular function (GO): RNA polymerase II cis-regulatory region sequence-specific DNA binding; DNA-binding transcription factor activity, RNA polymerase II-specific
Source: RefSeq, a predicted model, not a curated record
AUGACCGCGAUCUUUGAGGAUCUGAAGAACCUUCUACGUAAACAAUCUCAAGUCGAGUCCUACACAGAGUGGGUGGACGGGUUGGUCGACAAAUACGUCCUACAGUUCGAAGAGACGUUAACCAGCAAGCUACAGCACAAGGCAGGACGUUUUCUCCUACAGUGGACCAUGUUUGGUGCUCUGGUCAUGAAGGAGCUCACGUUAAACAACGCUCUCAGCUUUUCCUUCUUACACCUCAUCAAGAUGACUUUAGACGAGUACAUCCUUCUGGUCAUGGAAACACAAACAGACAAACAAAGAGACGCACAGCUGCAGAAAAACCUACAGCGGCAUAUGAAAAACGCAGAAGAGAUCAAAAUGAGUGCUAAAGUUAGAUCCCAAGCCAACCGGCUGCAGACGUCACCGAAAACUAGGAAGAGAAAAGAAACGGAACACGAAAGCGAAGAUGAAACUGAAACAAACUUGACUCCAGAAGAAACGUUCCAGAACUUCAGCUCGUCGUCCACUGCUCACCACCAACCGAUCGGCAACUGCCCAUCAUUUUUACGUUCUCUGCGGCUAAAUUUAACCCAGAGAGACAACUCCGACAACGAUAUCAACACUACAGUUCCUUCCCUUUGCAGCGACUCUAUGCGGGCGCCAUCAUUAAACCCCUCACCUCUCACCCCUAUCAAACACCUACCUUCUUACGACCGCUCCACCUACCUCACUCCUUACUUCAACUCCUACACUGAUUACGUCACCCACGCCAGCACCUACCCCUCCGCAAGGCAAGUCCAAACACUCGCUGAUCACGCCACAUCACAGACAUUCCACCCUUUAACCUUUACCCCCACCGUUAACCCUUCACCAUCAACAGUCCCGCCAUACUGGACCGAAUCCCGCCCUCACCACAGUGACCCUUACUCUCACCUCGCCUACAAUUAUCAUCAGCCAUCCCAUGAUUCCUACAAAAAACAAUCUCUACUCCGCGGAGCAGUCUACCAGGAAAACAUAACUCUCCCCGCAUCUGACGGUUUCCCCAGGACAAACACAACCGCGGACGGAUUCCCAAGAUCCAACAGUUUUCUGGAGAACCUGGCGCUUCCGGCGUCAUCUUUCGAUUCUUCCAGAACGGCGAUGUACUACCCCAGACCAGGGGACAAUUUCCAAGUUGGAUCGACUCUGCCAGUUGGUUCCUAUGGCAACAGUUUUAUGGAAAUCACGCCACCUAGCGGUCAGUACCACAGGCAGGACGGUUUGUUCUACCAGGAAGAAAUGUUUGCCUCAAACUUGGCUGCAACUUCAGGGCUUGGUGGCUUCACAAAGACAUUCCUGCCUGCAGGCUACAGGUAGCCA